AUGUCCAUUUCUGGGACUUUGAGCAACUAUUACGUGGACUCCAUCAUAAGUCACGAGAGCGAUGAACUCUCAACCCCAGCUCGCUUUCCCAGCGUCCAGUACUCCGGCUCAAGCUCCGCUGCAGCCGCGGGCGGACGGCAGCCUGGCGGCGGCGCUGCGCACGCUGAGCAUCCCCAUCCCGAGUCGUACCCAUCCUGCAGCUUCCAGCCGAAGCCUCCGGUCUUCUCGUCGUCCUGGAGCCCGUUCAGUCCGCACCACGGUGCCAGCGGCGUCCCCGCUGUCUACCAUCCGUACAUCCCAGCCCAGCACGUGCCCGCCGCGGAAACACGGUACCUACGCUCAUGGCUGGACUGCACGCCGCGCGGCUCCGAGUCUGUCCCGGGGCAGGGCCAGACGGGGCACGUCAAGCUGGAGCCUCAGCUCGGCCACCUCGGCGGGGAGAUCGCACCCAAAAUCGGCGGACAGCUCCAGCACGAGACCACCACGUACAUCCUGGAGUCGACAUCCACGGCUGUGCGCGAGCUGAGCCACCAUCCAGCCGCCAUCCCCGGAGCGCGGUUCGAGGAAAACAAGGACAUUUGUGAAGGGAGUGAGGACAAAGACGGCGUGGAUCAAAAUGACCCCUCGGCCAACUGGCUACACGCUCGCUCCUCCCGGAAGAAGCGAUGCCCUUACACCAAAUACCAGACUCUGGAGCUGGAGAAGGAGUUCCUGUUCAACAUGUACCUCACGCGGGACCGGCGGCAUGAGGUGGCGCGCGCGCUCAACCUGACGGAACGGCAGGUGAAGAUCUGGUUUCAGAACCGGAGGAUGAAAAUGAAGAAACAGAGCAAGGAACAACCCAAGGACUAG
This is a messenger RNA of Seriola dumerili (greater amberjack), 852 nucleotides long. RefSeq names its product homeobox B9 (gene hoxb9a). The transcript has 2 exons. Gene Ontology annotation, biological process: regulation of transcription by RNA polymerase II; embryonic skeletal system morphogenesis; anterior/posterior pattern specification. Lineage: Eukaryota; Metazoa; Chordata; Actinopteri; Carangiformes; Carangidae. Gene Ontology annotation, cellular component: nucleus. Gene Ontology annotation, molecular function: RNA polymerase II cis-regulatory region sequence-specific DNA binding; DNA-binding transcription factor activity, RNA polymerase II-specific. The record is from RefSeq and is a predicted model, not a curated record. Bases 1 to 852 code for a protein of 283 amino acids.